This is a messenger RNA of Papilio polytes (common Mormon), 3623 nucleotides long. RefSeq lists its product as uncharacterized. Gene Ontology annotation, molecular function: cell adhesion molecule binding. The transcript has 6 exons. Gene Ontology annotation, cellular component: extracellular matrix. The coding region runs from base 241 to 3399 and encodes 1052 amino acids. The record is from RefSeq and is a predicted model, not a curated record. NCBI's taxonomy places the organism in Eukaryota, Metazoa, Arthropoda, Insecta, Lepidoptera, Papilionidae. Gene Ontology annotation, biological process: cell adhesion; extracellular matrix organization.
UUAACGUUUUACAUGCUGAGAGACUGUCGUCGUGUGAGGCCACUCAUAAAAAAAACAACUGUCACUUUUUCGCGGCAACAAAUUUUGGUUUGACGUUUCUGCGUUUCCCGCGUAAUCUUUUGAUUAAUUUUUAGUGUGGUGUUUAUGUGUCAGGAUUUUUUGGCUAGUGCGACGGCCGUGUGGAGUGUGGGACGUGUUGUGUGUGAUGUACUCUGCCGCUCUAGGUCUUGAGAGUGCAGCAUGAGGGGCAGCAUCUGUCAGAUUUUGCUGUUGGCGCAUGUCGCCUUUGCGAUUACCGGACCAAGGAUAGAAAAUGAUUUCGAUCGAAGCAGACAACCUCCGGCGGAUCAUCCUGGAUUCAACGAACAUCAAACGAGAUUUGGAAUCAACUCACCGCUUCAAAACUUCCAGCAACAACCCUUACUGACCAGCCCUCCGCCGCAGACUAUACAAUUCCAACAAUCUAUCUUUCAACAAUCACAACAUCAACAAUCACCGCAACAUCAUCCAUUGCCACAAAAUCAACAAGCCUAUGUACAACAAUUUGGAAAUGUAGGACCCCCUCAAGGUAUCCCAAGUAAUAUUCAAAAUUUACCGAGUAAUAUACCAAUCGGUAACACUCACAACUUGCAAUUCAAUCAAAAUCCUAAUGGUAACCCAAAUCUUAACAAUUAUCAACAACAAAACCUGAGACAAUUAUCUCAACAAAAUCAUAAUAUUCUUCCACAAUCUAUACCAACUCUCGCUUCAUUCCAAAAUAAUUUGCCUUUAGCGCAAAAUGCACCUGUUUUUAACUCAAACCCCAAUAUUCAAGGCAACGGACUAAAUGUCGCACAACAAAGACCAACCCAACCUGCUUUUCUUCCAACUCCUUCAUCAUCACAAAAUCAACCAAUUUUCGGUCAGCCCAGUCCGAUCACAAUCCAGACCGCUCCGAACCUUGCCCCACAAAACUUUAAUUUCGAAAAUUCCCAACUACCUUUCCAGUCACAAUUGAAUCAGGCGCCGAUAUUUUCGAACGGCCAAACGACUUCCCAACUCCAAAGUUACUACGAACAACAGUCAAAAGAAAAUUUAGAGAAACUCAAAGAGCUUCAAGAGAGACAACGAAUUAUUCAAAAGCAUCAAGAGUUUGUAGAGAAACAACAACAAAAGGAACAACAGAAAGUAGAGAAGUUGCAUGAAGAAUUUCUUACAAAACAAGCGACAAAGACUGUACCAACAUUAGCUACAACUGAAAGUUAUGAUAACUUCUACAAUCAAAAUCAAGAAAGACACAGACCGCUUCUCCCUCACGAGACUGAUUUAUUCAGGAAAGCACUUGAGUUAUACGAAAAGGAACAUCCGACUACGACUACAUCAACUACAACAACCACUACUACAACUACAACAACAGCUCGUCCCCCACCCAGGUACAGAUCCAGGACCACUUCAAGACCGAGAAGUCCGCCACAAGACCGAAAUAAACAGAAACUUUACAACGAUAUAAAGAACUUGCUCGAGGAAAGUGAGACCAAAGGUUUUGACGAGAAUCUACGCGCAAAGAGUGUAGAGUUACUUCAAAAACCAGAUAUUCUAAAACAACUGAAAGUAGCUUUAGCCGAAAAUCCGGAAGACUUCAACGAGAAAAACUUUACAUCUCGCGAAAUAUCUCUUAAUGGACAAAAGUUUGAAGUAAUAAGGACAUCUAAUCCUAAUUUGAUCCCGAGAGGAGCAAUUACAGCUGAUAGUUCAAACAUAGCUAAAACUAUUGCCGCAAAUCAGGAAACCGAAACGCCAAAUCCAAUAUCAUUCGAUGACUUGACUAAGGACGUUUUACCGCCUGGCGCGAAUUACGAACUUAUCAAACAAUCAGAUAACGGAAAACUAGAAGAAGUUUCUAACAUUCAGAAUUCUAUACAAGGUAAAAAGAAAGUUACUUUUGUAUUCCUUGAAGAGCAAGACGAUGGCUCAUACAAAGUGAAAGGUGUUAAAGCAAACGGACAACAAACUGAGGAAGGUCCAGAAGUGGAAAGCAUUAUUAACAAAAUAAAGAAAGGUGAAAUACAAUUACCUGGACCUACAAAGAUUUCUAAUGCAGCGUUCACGUCAACAACUACACCUGCGCCAAUUCCUACUACUGAGUACACAGAAGGACCGCCACGGAGUCCCUCGAGUUAUAGCAGCUUUAUAACAACAACUAAUUACGGAACUUUGGGUCAUACUAAUCCGGUAGUCCAUACUACUCCAAGCACCGUUACAUACCGGAAUACCGAAGCACCAAUAAGAACAACACAACACCAAACUCAAUCAUAUCCUUCCUUGCCACCACGGACCACCACAGAACGAUUCCCAGUAAGAUCAUCAACUCCUCGGUACAUAUUAAAUAGAAGCAAUAACCAAGACUUGACACCAAGAGCGUCUUUCCCAAGUACUACAGUUAUUAACAGCACGCCAGCCUAUAGAACUACGACUGAUCCCUUAGUGGUUAUAGGAAGUAGUGCAGCACCACCAACUGAAGAAGCAAAAUCAUUUCCUGCAUAUAAUGCUAACCCCGGUAACAUUAAUCCCGGACUCGUAGACAUACUUAAGGAGAACGGACUCUUCGCGACAGCCAAAUACCUGAGACAAUCUGGGUUAGACACGAUUUUAAAUGAAACAGGACCGUACACUAUCUUCGCACCUACGGAUAAAGCAUUCAGGACAUUAUUAGUCCAACUUGGUGGUCCAGAUCGUGCUGAAGAGAAAUUCAGGGAUAACCCGAGAUUGCUAAGCGGGCUUCUUCUUCAUCACGUAAUCCCUGGUGCGUUCGAUAUCGCGUCCUUACAAGAUGAGAUGACAGGAGUCUCCCUCGCUGGCACACAGCUGCGGGUCAACCAGUACGACAUGCACGAUGUAGAGUGGAACGAAGUCCGCGUCACCACUAUUAACGGCGCUAGAGUACUUGACGACAAGAAAGACAUUAAUAUACCACAGGGCAUAGCGCACGCCGUAGACAGAGUAAUGUUCCCUCUACCGGUAGGUGACCUGGUGCAGACACUGCAGGCGGACAGGGACCGCCGCUUCACCAUCUUCCUCAAGGCAGUACAAGCCAGCGGUUUCGCCGACACAUUGUCAGAAAGUAAAACGUACACGGUGUUCGCGCCAACGGACACGGCGUUCGGUCGUCUGACGCCGAGCGAGCUAACUCGUUUCGCGGAGAAGGGCGCGGCCCGGGCGCUGGUGGCGCGGCACGUGCUGCCCGGCACGCUGUACAGCGCGGGCAUGCGGUACUACCAACUACGCAACUCUAUGGAGGACGCUAAACCACUCACGCUGCAGAAGAACUCAGGUCGUAUCAAAGUGAACAACGCUCAAGUAAUCACACACAACAUCCCGGCCACCAAUGGCGUCAUCCACGCAAUCGACAACAUAUUGUGAACACACGCGGCUGUCACAAUUACCCGCCAAAUUAGCUUCAGUGAAGCUCGGACGCCGACAUCUUGGAAUUAACUUUUUAAUUUCUCGGCUUCGCUGACUGCCUUUGUACAGCCACUAACGUUUUGUCUAUGAAAAUUGUUUUAAGACUGUAAAUAUAAAAUUAGGCUAAGAUAAUAAUUUAUACUGCGUUUUUAACUUGUAAAUAAAAUUAUUGACAUACUAAA